Acaromyces ingoldii is the source of this 2946-nucleotide messenger RNA. RefSeq lists its product as hypothetical. The record is from RefSeq and is a predicted model, not a curated record. The transcript is spliced from 4 exons. Bases 1 to 2946 code for a protein of 981 amino acids. Lineage: Eukaryota; Fungi; Basidiomycota; Exobasidiomycetes; Exobasidiales; Cryptobasidiaceae.
AUGCGUCUCUCAUCUUGCCUCCUCCCCUUCACGCUGGGGGCCCUUGCGCUCUGCGGUGUGGCCACCGCCGCCACUCCAGCCGAAGUCCAGCCUCGUGAAGUGGGAUUGGCUCACUCUCUUGAGCCGCGCAGCAUGGGUCUACUUCCCGAUAUUCAUUUCGACGUCGUCCAAAUCACGGCUGUAAGGAGGGUCAAUGCCAUCCUGAACAGAAUCGAAGAGGGCGCCAAAAUACUCGAGCAAACCCUCGACUUCUUCCUUACCACUGGUUCAGGCAAUUCGAUGAGCGCCGCUUUCCAAGCUCUCAGCGUGUUCCACAACGACCUUAGCACCAUUGCGACUCUUACUACCUACACCACAUCCGUAAUGGCCACAGAAGAUGACUUGUAUUCCAUCACCGACUCGAUGGACUCGAUCGUGGCAACCGUCACACGCAUCGUCGAAAAACUCAUCGGUGUUCAGCCGAUGUUCAAGGAGGCUGGCGCGGAUGAGAGCGUUGGCGAGCUCCUUAUAUCGAUCAUGAUGGCUGUCGACGCCGCUUCCUAUGGUCUUAUGGGUUGGUUUCCCCCGGACCACAACAUGUUCAUCGUCGCCUUUAGCGCGAAAUUCAUCUGCGAAGUGAAAAGAGUGACUAUGUCGUACUACAACGACUACCAGUACAGCGACUUCUGCGACACUGAGUUGAAGUUGUGGCCGUCGUCUGGGAAGCUCCGGGACUGCAAGGGCGGCGCCGUUUACCCUUUCGCAUUUCGGCCCGAUUCUUGCAAUUCUUGCACAAGGUUCCCCUUCUACCAGGCCGGUGGUUGGAAGCAGGACAAGGGCAGAUGGAUGUGGAACACCAACACGGGAUGCGGCUUCGACAACUGCAACAACGACUAUCUUUGCCGCCCAGCCACGCCGGAAUUCAAUUUGUGCUGGCCCAAGUUCACCGUCGGUUUCGCUAAGCCUCAAAGGGAUCAAUGCCUCACCUGCGUCUUCUGGAAGGAUAUUCCCAAGAUCAGCGACUUCCCACCCCCGCAAACUCCUUUCGCUUUCCCCGUCGUCAAGCCCCCUGUUGCCAACGGCUCUUCAAAGAGCAUCGGUGGCAUCAAUGGCAUCGGCAAAUUCAAAACCGCUGGCAAGGCCUCCGGUGCUAGUACGACAGCCGAAGGAUUCGCAAACGGAGGCAAAGUCGACGCUCAAUCGCACGCAACCUCGAAGGGAACGACCGACAUCUUCGGUGGAGCUCAUACGAAGGAGAACUCCGGUAGCUCCGGUGCAAGUAAGGGAACCGGUGCCUUCAAAUCUGGGUCAAACACGAAAGCUACCAACACCUUUACGCAAGGCGCGUCGCUGCUCAACGGGGACGUCAAAGCCGGUUCAAAUGCCGAAGCGCAGCAGAACGACUUCUUCGGCUUUGGCACUUCGAAAGAGAAGGGGGAGAGCAAGGGCAUCGGCUUUGGCCUCGGUGCUUUCCAAAGCGAGGCUCACACGAAGCACGUUGAUACAAAGGUAGAGGGUGCCUCGGGCAUCCAUGGCGCCGUCAAAACCGAUGCCAAAGGCCAGUUUUCGCAAGGCAAAGAGAAGAGCAAAGCCGUGGGAGUGGCUGCUAAUGGCGCCGGCUUCAAUACUGCAGCCCACACGGAUAACACCGACACCAAUGCGGAAGGCUGGGCAUCUCAAGGCUCGACCAGCACUGCAAAGUCCACCGCCAAUAGCAAUGGUGGCAGCCGUCGCAGCAUCCUCAAGCGUGCUUCCAAGAUGGUUCGCCACAUGCGCAGGGACAUUAUAUCCUCGAGCGGAGGGUCUCAGGGCAAUGGCCAGUACAAAUCAGGCGCUAAUGGCGCUAAUGGCAAUACGUGGGUAUCUGGAGGUUCCACGGGCAGCGGUAAAUCCUGGGCAAAGUCAGUUUCUUCGGGCGGCGGUGGCGGAGGCGGAGGCGGAGGCGACAAUUGCGCGACCUGCAACGGCGGCGGCGGCAUGGGCGGUGGGGGCCCCAGUGGCUUUGGCAAAGGUGACGACUACGGCAGCGGCUAUGGCGACGGCUAUGGCGAUCUCGGCGGCUCAGGUAAUAAAGGCCUUAGUGGCGGCGGUCUUGGCGAUUUCGGCCUUGGUAGCGGCGGCGGCCUUGGUGGCGGUUUCGGCAAGCCAGUCAGCUUGGGAGGCGGCUAUGGUGGCGGCAGCGGAGGUGGUCUCGGAGGUGGCCUUGGGGGCUCUGGUGACACCUACCUCCCUACCGGCGGCUACGGCGGCCACCACACUGAGGACGGGCCCGAGGAUGACGAAGUCGAGAAGUUUGACCCUACCCAGCAAGACGAUCAGUUUGACCCUACCCAGCAAGACGAUCCGUACGACACAACCAGCAAUGGGAACCCUUACGACGAUGACCCCGAUCAACAGUGCGAUACGUGCAAGGGCGGUUACAAACCUCCUUUCUUCUGCGACUGCAAGGGUCACGACGGCUCAAACACUUGCAAGGCCAAGACGACCGUCGGUGGUCAGGCAGGUGGCCCAGGUAGUGGAGGUGUUUUCGGAUCCGGUGGUGAUAGCUCAUUCUCGGCUACCGGUCAAGCUGGUUGCUGCCCUAAGUACAUGAAGAAGUCCGCCUGCAAGACGGUCAAGGCCCACGUCGAGGGGAAGACGAGCGGCAACGCCUUUGCAUCCGGCUCCGCCACCUCCAGCACUACUGACGACGACAUGCAGCAGUAUGGUUCUGUCUGCAUGAAUACUUGCCAAGCUUCAAGCCCAUUCGACGACCUCAAAAACGGCAGUGGCGGCGAUGGCAGUGGAUACGGCAGUGGCGGUGGGUACAACCAGUAUGACAAGAAACUCGGCUCCGGUGGUGGCUACGGCGGUGGCUACAACAAAGGCAACAGCUACCAAAACUUGCCAUCAUACUCGAGCUUGCUCCAGAACAAGAAAGAGAUCUCGUCAGGCGGCGACGACGACAUCUACCAUGACGACAACUAA